Molecule: messenger RNA, 1903 nt
Organism: Nelumbo nucifera (sacred lotus)
Lineage: Eukaryota; Viridiplantae; Streptophyta; Magnoliopsida; Proteales; Nelumbonaceae
Biological process (GO): regulation of DNA-templated transcription
Cellular component (GO): nucleus
Molecular function (GO): RNA polymerase II cis-regulatory region sequence-specific DNA binding; DNA-binding transcription factor activity, RNA polymerase II-specific
Source: RefSeq, a predicted model, not a curated record
UUUUACAGGAGACCCAUCUUCCUCGCUCUUUCUUUGUGUUUUUAAAUGCGAUUGUUUCCUCAAAGUCCUCUCAAAUAACAGAACAGCGGAUUGGAGAGAGGUCCCCCUUCUCCAUUUCAUGCACUAGAACAAACCCCACCAAGAGAAAAGGGGGUUAAACAUUAGAAAGCUCUUUCUGAUCCUCUGAUCAACAUCCCACUUUUGCGACUCUAUCAGAGUUCAGCGGAACAGAGAAAAAAAAACCCAGUUGGUGUUGUUAUUUUUAUCUUGCGUUUCCAAUCAAAAUCUUUCUCUCUCUCUCUCUUUUUUUCUUGUUCCAUAGCAGUGAUUCAGAACUCAGGAGAAACCCAGUUGGGUCCUUGUGCUUCUUUUAUCUCUGUUCACUCUUUUCUUAACUGGGCUUGUCUGGGUUUCUGUAGAAAAUGAGCUUACAACACCUGCAAUCAACUCUGUGUCAGAGGAGCGAUGGUGAAGGUCUCAGAGCGUUUGCAGGGGCGAGUUUUCUCUCUCCACCUUCUCCACUUACUCUCCCUCUGAGAAUCGGAGGCUCCACUAGCGAGGCGAAGAGUACUGCCAUGGCUUUUCAGGUCUUAAACGAUCCAAUAGAGCUGCAGAAGAAAGAGUGGGGCUUCCAGCCCUUGGAGAGCAGGCGCAUGAAUGGAAGUGAGGGUGGCUGUAAUGGGUAUUUGGGGAAUCAGAGCACCCGGGCUGAGGAGGAAGAAGGUGAGAACUUUGUCACAGGGAAGGAUCAUGAGAAUGGGCAACAACCUAAGCUCUGUGCCAGAGGCCACUGGAGACCAGCUGAGGACGCUAAGCUCAAAGAGCUAGUCGCUCAAUAUGGUCCUCAGAACUGGAACUUGAUCGCUGAGAAGCUUGAAGGAAGAUCAGGAAAGAGCUGCAGACUGAGGUGGUUCAACCAGCUGGAUCCAAGGAUUAACAGGAGAGCUUUUACUGAGGAAGAAGAGGAGAGGCUCUUAGCCGCUCAUAGACUAUAUGGGAACAAAUGGGCUAUGAUAGCUAGGCUUUUUCCUGGUAGAACUGAUAAUGCAGUCAAGAACCAUUGGCAUGUAAUCAUGGCUAGGAGGCAUAGAGAGCAAUCCAGUGUUUACAGAAGGAGGAAGCCCUCUUCUUCUCCGGCUGCCCAAAAGAAGAUUGAGAUGACCAACCAAAACUAUGCAUGCAGUGACUCAACCAUUACAAGCAACAGAGAUGAAUCGGCCUCAACCUGCACAGAUCUCUCCCUCAAUUCCUCUUCAACCAGAGUUACUACUAGUUUCUUCACCAGGAUCAGUCCACACCAGAAUCAGCGAUCCUUUCCAUCUGAAGUCAAUGUUGGUGGUUCUGUUAAUGGCUUCUGUAACUAUACGCCCAAGGGGAUGAAUAUGAGUGUGGAUCAAUCUGGUUAUUCAGAUUCCAACUCUGAAAUCUCAGCGACUGAAUCAGUGGCCAAUAACCAUACAGGUGCCGGAGAGAUUGAUUACGGGAAUGAGAACUUUAGCUUGCCCUUCAUUGAUUUCCUUGGAGUGGGAGCCACAUAGAGUGGAUUUUGGGGGCUGAAAACUUUUCCUGGGUUGUAGCAGCUGGGCUUAAUUUCCUCCAUAGAGCUGGAAAGAAGAGGGUUGGGGAGGUAAUUUUACGGUUUCAAUGUACAGAUGUUCCAAAAUGGAAAAGAAAACAAAGUAAAGGCAGAGAAAAGGAUAUCAGAUGGGGGAGGGGAGAUGGAAAAAAAAUCUUUUUCAUGAAAAGAAAAAAAAAAGUGCUCAAGUAGUUAUGUUUCAUUAACUAUCCUACAGACUCACUUGUUUGGAUUCAUCUCCUUGUUUGUGAUUUUCUUUCUCAUGCUGUUAAAACAACCCAACUUCUCUUUGGUUAAUGAAAGUAUGAAACUGUCACCUUACUGCCA